Durotheca rogersii is the source of this 541-nucleotide messenger RNA. RefSeq lists its product as uncharacterized. The transcript has a single exon. The record is from RefSeq and is a predicted model, not a curated record. Lineage: Eukaryota; Fungi; Ascomycota; Sordariomycetes; Xylariales; Xylariaceae. The coding region runs from base 149 to 436 and encodes 95 amino acids.
UGCAUCUUCCAGCUAGUCGCUUGAAUCUUUCCUAGCCCUCAGCGGCGGCAGGACAGGGACGCCCAGCAUCAUUCGACGACCAAGGUCAUAUUCACGAUUCCGAUUCCGAUUCCGACGAGUAUGACGAGGAAGACAGUAUAGACUUUUAAUGGCUCUGGUGACUGUGUUGGGGAGGGAGGGAAAAGAGGGAAAGGGGGAUACACAAAAGAAAAGAAGAAAAUUCGAUAUGCUUACCACGGCGGCGUUCUACGGCUCUUUUCUUUUUUUCAUUUCUUUUCCCUCCCCUUCCCUGUAUUCUGGCAGUACGAAAUUGAGAGCCAGCUGCGCCGGGAGCUGUGUGGUUUUUAUUUUAUUUCUUACCCUUACACGUCUUCCUUCGGAAUUACGAGAUAGAAGAACAAGAAAGAGGAGCACGAAGAAGAAGAAUUACUACUAGACGACAAGACACAAUGGGCCGGGACCGGGCGGCCUCGCUGCUCGUUUUUCCCUGCGGGUAUGCGCGCGCGCACACGCAGGUAAUGGCGAAGGAGAGAUCUCACGG